Messenger RNA from Loxodonta africana (African savanna elephant), 7369 nucleotides. It is a transcript of the gene INTS14, whose product is annotated as integrator complex subunit 14. The record is from RefSeq and is a predicted model, not a curated record. The coding region runs from base 412 to 1968 and encodes 518 amino acids. The transcript has 12 exons. NCBI's taxonomy places the organism in Eukaryota, Metazoa, Chordata, Mammalia, Proboscidea, Elephantidae. Gene Ontology annotation, biological process: snRNA 3'-end processing. Gene Ontology annotation, cellular component: integrator complex.
AGGGCUCGGGGAGGUUGGGGACUUGAGGGGAGGAGAGGGGCGGUCCCGGACAGAUCACCGAUGGAAAGAAGCACUGAGAAGGACGCGCCCCCUACCGUCCCUGCUGGGCCAUCGCCCCGCCCCGUGGGCCCUUAAGGCCCCGCCCCGUCGGCCCUGAAAGCCCCGCCUCCGUCAGCCCUGAAAGCCCCGCCUCCGUCAGCCCUUAAAGCCCCGCCCCCGCCAGCCCUUAAAGCCCCGCGCGCACUGCGGGGUUGCCCGGUUCCCUUUCGUCGCGCGGCCCUUUAUUUCCGGCUGUGGCGCGCGAGCGGAAGGCUUUUACGGACGGACUGUGGCCGGCGAUGGGCGCGGGCAUUUCUCCAUUUAUAGCUGUCUGUUUACGUUCUGAUUGGAAACCCUGGGAUCGUUUUCAUCAUGCCGACAGUGGUGGUAAUGGAUGUAUCGCUCUCCAUGACCCGACCUGUGUCUGUCGAGGGGUCUGAGGAAUAUCAGCGCAAGCACCUAGCAGCCCACGGAUUGACAAUGCUGUUUGAGCACAUGGCCACAAAUUACAAGCUUGAGUUUACAGCCCUGGUGGUUUUUUCAUCGCUCUGGGAGCUGAUGGUCCCCUUCACAAGAGACUAUAACACCUUACAGGAAGCACUAAGCAAUAUGGAUGAUUAUGACAAAACCUGCUUGGAGUCUGCAUUGGUUGGCGUUUGCAAUAUCGUUCAGCAAGAAUGGGGUGGUGCAAUUCCUUGCCAGGUUGUCCUGGUGACAGAUGGCUGUCUUGGCAUUGGUAGAGGGUCACUGAGGCAUUCCCUAGCUACUCAUAAUCAACGGAGUGAGAACAACAGGUUUCCACUCCCCUUUCCUUUCCCGUCUAAGUUGUACAUCAUGUGCAUGGCAAAUUUGGAAGAGCUUCAGAGCACUGAUUCCUUGGAUUGCCUUGAACGUCUCAUAGAUUUAAACAAUGGUGAAGGUCAGAUUUUUACCAUUGAUGGCCCCCUGUGCUUGAAAAAUGUACAGUCUAUGUUUGGAAAACUGAUAGAUCUGGCAUACACACCUUUCCAUGCAGUUCUCAAGUGUGGUCACCUAACCGCUGAUGUACAAGUCUUCCCCAGGCCAGAACCUUUUGUCGUAGAUGAAGAAAUCGAUCCUAUUCCCAAAGUCAUUAACACAGAUUUGGAAAUAGUGGGAUUUAUUGACAUAGCUGAUAUUUCAAGUCCCCCGGUUCUAUCCAGACAUCUGGUCCUACCCAUAGCACUUAACAAAGAAGGUGAUGAGGUGGGUACUGGCAUCACUGAUGACAAUGAAGAUGAGAAUUCAGCCAAUCAGAUUGCAGGCAAAAUUCCCAAUUUUUGUGUCCUGCUCCAUGGCAGCCUAAAAGUGGAAGGAAUGGUGGCGAUUGUUCAGUUAGGCCCGGAAUGGUAUGGAAUGCUGUACUCCCAAGCUGACAGCAAGAAGAAAUCAAACCUUAUGAUGUCUCUGUUUGAGCCUGGCCCAGAACCGCUCCCAUGGCUAGGGAAGAUGGCCCAGUUGGGUCCUAUUUCAGAUGCUAAAGAAAACCCUUAUGGUGAGGAUGACAAUAAGAGCCCGUUCCCCCUGCAGCCCAAAAACAAACGCAGCUAUGCCCAGAAUGUGACUGUCUGGAUCAAACCCAGCGGUCUGCAGACAGAUGUACAGAAGAUUUUAAGAAAUGCAAGGAAACUACCUGAAAAAACACAGACAUUCUAUAAGGAGCUGAACCGUUUACGAAAGGCUGCCCUGGCCUUUGGUUUCUUGGACCUGCUCAAAGGGGUGGCUGACAUGCUGGAAAGGGAGUGCACGCUGCUGCCGGACACAGCCCACCCUGACGCUGCAUUCCAGCUGACCCACGCAGCCCAGCAGCUCAAGCUGGCCAGCACCAGCACCUCUGAGUACGCUGCUUAUGACCACAACAUCACACCUUUGCAGACAGACUUCUCUGGGAGCAGCACUGAGAGGAUGUGAAGCUGACUUUUGGAGCCUUCAUUAUUUCCAGAGUGAAAAUGGCUUAGGGUAAAGACCUUUCAGUCUGCUCACCUCUGGAAUAGCCACUCACAGACCUCCCCAAGGCUGCCUCAGAAACACCACUUACUGGUUGGAAUGACUCUACCAGUCUGAGAGGGGUUCUGAAAGGUGACUGGCUGGUUAAGCUUUAAUUUUAGCAUUCUGGGGCUCAGAGUCCCCAGAUUCUCCUCCCUCAAUGGGUACAUCUCCUGAGAAGCUUGAAUGGCUGACAAGCACCGAGUUCCCCACACUUCCUCAGCAGAGGCUCUCUGGUUCCUGAAAGGCGUCAUCUCUUCUCUCCAGUUUUCUGUCACGACCAUAUUCUCAAGCUUCUGUCCUUGGAAUGAGCAACCCAGACCAUUUGAGGCUGACUACGUACAAGACCAACUCAGUUUCAGAACUUUGCCUAGAACUUGAGCAAAAUGUGAUGGUAACCCUUAGGUGCUCUUGGUGUAUCUCAAGAUACAGACUUUUAAACAGCAACCACAUGUAUGUCUAAAACGAUUCUCCUUCAAAUUUUUGGGUUUUUUUUAAAAAAAAAGAAAAUAAAAUAUUUUCUAUAAAAUAGUUUCACCGAAAUUAAUGGGCAUUUUGCCUUUUGGUCUGACCUAUCACUUGAAUAUAAUUUCAACUUCCUAAGCGGCACAGAUUAUAUAAUCACGUUUCCUUGGGUUCUAUACUACCUUGUUUGGACACAGAUUUGACGUCAAUGCCAGGUUCCAGCUGCUGUUGAUUCCAACUCAUGGCAACCCUAUGUGUACUGGAAUAGAUCUGUGCCCCCCAGGGUUUUCAAUGGCUGAUUUUUCGAAAGUAGAUUACCAGGCCUUUCUUCCUAGGUACCUAUGGGCAGACUCAGACCUCCAACGUUUUGGUUAGCAGCCGAGCACGCUAACCCUUUCCACCACCCAGGGACUCCAAGCCAAGUUCAUUCCAGCUAAAUUGUCACAGAUCACUGAAUUCAAAGUCAGUUUUGGUUCCAAUCCAUCAGCUAGCUUCAUGAUCUUGGGCAAGUAAGUAACUUCUCCAGGGUUUAUUUACAUCGUCAAUAAUCUUCAAAUUGCUCUGUGGACCUACUGUGGUAGAACCCCUCAGGCCUCUGGGCCCUUUACCCCCACCUUCAACCAAAACAGACAACUGUGGCUUAGCAUGCUGAAGUGUCUGAACAAAGGGCUUUCGUCACUAACAGUUUGAAAACCAUUAAACUGAAUGAUAUUUAAGCACGCGUCAUUAGGAUUUUGACUGUAAAUGUUUUAAUAGAAAUACACAAUGUUUUGCCUUCUCAGACAGCAAUAAAGGGGUUUGUAACAAUCACUAAAAAUACAGGAUUUUGCCCAGAGGAUGCAGGAUAAUCUGCGGCAAGGCUGAUUUGCCCAGUUACACAGAGGAACUCGGCUGAAAGAACAUCAGAAGUCAGUACAAACAAGUGUUGACAGGAAGACACAGGCAUACAAGAUAUGUUCAGCGCGGCGGAUUUUUAAAAAAUCAGCCAAACCAGGUUUCCAUUUUGGGCUCAGAGAAAGAACAUAACUAACUCACUGAGUCUCCUUCCCCCAGGAGCAAUGGGAAUGGCAGACAAAAGAGCUAUCAGGCCUUAAAUUCCUUUAUACAAGUGUUACUUCUAACACUUAUUUUACUUGGUUUACUUGGAAUGUUUUAGAGAAAACUACUCUUUUAGCAUGGAUAAACUUCAAAAUGUUUAGAUUUUUUUUUCCAGUUCCCCUGUUGGUGUGUUUCCUGCCAGGAGUCCUUGUUAAGGGUCAGCCUAUGGUUCUCCAGCCAAAGUUCUUUCAGCAGACAGGUGACAGAGCAAUCUAAUGGCAGAAUAAAAGCAAGUCUACUCAAAAGCAGACAGUCCCACCACUCACGGACCAGUAAGUGAGUAAAUGGACUCAGCUAGGGCAGGGGUAAGAAGACUAGCUUUUUAAAAAUGCUUGUUCACAGUUUAAGACAGUUUUGUGGGCAUGUUUAGUCUGGCCUAUUCAAAUGGCUCCAGUUUGCCACAGGCUGCACUGCCAGCAGCUUACUGCCAGUUUGACCCACAUAUUUACAUUCCCUUCUGACCCCUGGACCCAUGUGAGUUUGGAACCCUUUUUGUAGUUUCAUUGUAUCUUUAGUGUUCAGAAAUAGUGGUGAAGUAAGUGAUCAUGGUAUUCCAAGGUUCUGACUGGCCUCUCCCAGAUCAUCCUGUGCCCUCUCCAACGUCCAGACAGUGGUAAACACUGUGAUAACAUAUGUUGUCAGAGACUCCAGAAGAUAUCAGAUCUCACAUAUGUUCUCUAGCCCCACUCUGACUCAGGAGUGUUUUAUCAAGGACUGAGUCUAACUUGCUAUCACAAGGUCAAUGCCACUCCACUUGCCAAGUAACCCACUGGGUAUAGAAUAUAUUAGCUUCUGCCGGAGUCAUUUUACAGUCCUAUACAGCAACAGCCUUGCUUUUUUUCACACAUAGUAACUGAAAAGAACAAAUCCCAAUUAUGAGAAUGGCCAGUACCUUGUAGGGAUGACACUGAAGAAAUAUCCUUGGCCUGCAUGACACAGCCUGGAUGUGGGGUGGGUGGCAGUGGGGCUGAGCCUUUGACAUCACUACCUGAAUACACAAGAAUGAACCUGUCAUCAGCUAUCAGGAAUCCAUGUCGUGCAAGGACUACGCUAAUACAGUAAAUUCAGGAAUGUUACUGGGGAGAAGGAGAGUAGACAGCCUUGCUGAGAAUUUAAUCAUUUAACUUUAAAAAAAACUUUUAUAUCAGUACAAGAAGGUAAAACUGUAAGAAUCACAGAUAAGCCUCAAACUGGUAAGAAGCCAUCCAAAUCUCUUCUUAGUCGAUCUUUUUCUUUCUUUGUCCAUAGCGCCGCCUGCGCUGUUUAUAAAGGUGACGGAAAUUUAUAUAUAACCCUGAAAAAGAAAACAACAGUGAUUAGAAAUGAGAAUCCUUGUCUCUGUUUGUAAUGGCGAGGGGCAACCUCUAGUUGUCUGUUUCCCGUGUUCUACAGCACUAAGCUUACUGCAGCUGCUCAGGAAGUGCAACGUAGGACAAUUAACAAUGAACUAGAGACAGCCGUUUUUUUUUCCUGGUGGGGUUACAAUUCAAUUUUUGCUAUAUUUUAUUAGGGAAAUUUUCAAACAGAAGUAUAAAAUCAUUGUACAGUGAACACCCAUAUAGUCACCACUUAGAUUCUAAACAUUUUCCCAUGCUUCCUUUACCAAGUAUUUAUUUAUUCAUCUCUCUCUCCACCUCGCUAACCCCUUGCUGUGGGGAAACAGCCACAUGGAGAGGCCCUGUGGCAAGAAACUGAAGCCUCCGGUCAGGAACCGCAGGGGUAAGCUUGGAGCGGGUCCUCCAGCCCCACUAACAGCUUGUCUGAAACGUCGCAAAACCCUGAGCCUGAACGGCCCAGUGAGCUUGCCUCCUGAGCCUCAGAAACUGUGUGAGGUAGUAAAUGUUUUAAACCACUGCAUAUUGGGGUCAUUUAUUACCCACACAGCAAUAGGUAACUAAUGAACUGUCUACCUGCUCUUGCAUCCUCUGUUGCUGAGAAACCAGGCAGCCAUUCUUAUUUAAGUCUACUUCAAGUCUCUUGUGAAAUAAAGCAGACAUAAAUUACAUUAAAAUGUGUCUGAUCUUUAUGUAACGCAAAUAAUCCUCAUAGUUGGAAAGGCUUUUAAAUCUCUCAUUAUUUGUGUGUGGUAAUUUAGGCUUACUUCUUUUUCCAUUCUUUAAGCUCUUAGUUUUUAUGAAAUAAGGCAAGGACUUAUGAUUCAAUAUAAAAGAAACCCCCCCAAAAACAAACCCAUUGCUGUCAAGUCAAUUCCAACUGAUAACAACCCUAUAGAACAGAGUAGAACUGCCCCAUAGGGUUUCCAAGGAGCAGCUGGUAGAUGUGAACUGCUGACUUUUUGGUUAGCAGCCAAGCUCUUAACCACUGUGCUACCAGGGCUCCAAUAUAAAAGUAAAUUAAUAAAUAAGCAAGUGGGUUUUAGGUGAGGAGCAGCAGGGCUUUCCCACUGUUAGGUAAAGGUCUCUGUGACACCUCCUGGCUGCUCAGAGGCCUUUACGGCUUUCCUGCUUCCUUGCCGUCAGCUGUAUUACCACCUCUAUCAACUCUGGAUGUGGUCUGUGCUAAUAAUGAAAUCAGGAAAGUAAACUGAACUUCUUAUUCUGUUUUAAAAGAGCUUCCUCGAGUCUGGCAAAAAUCUUCAAAGUUCUGAAUCUGGCUGACGGGUAAAUCAGUGUUCAUUUUGCUUUUCUUUUUUUGUAUAUGUUUUAAAAUUUUCACAAUUCAAAAGCAAUAGAAUGAUCAUGCAGGGGAAAAAAAAAAGCUUCUUACAUUGUUUUAAACAAGAAACAUCUUCUGGUGUAUUCCCAAUGACCACGACCACUUCAAGAAGAAAAUUCAGCCACUGGAGAUUUGGGAGGAAAUACAUCCAUAUACAGCAUAUUCUCCUAGUGGGUCUAUUUUUGCAAAGUGAUUUUUCUCUAGCUCCAUGCAACUCUUUCGAAAUAAAAAUCCCAGUAAGGACUUUUAAAACCCUGUAUCACUGAAAUCCACCCUCUAAGAAGUGUCAGGAAAAAGUCUGUAUUACAAAGCCAAUACUUACCUAGAAAUAACACAAUAAGAUAAAUCUGAAGAAAAAAGGAAAAUCUAACUUUGAUUUUCACUGGAUAUGGCAAUGUGAAACUGAAUCUUCCUGUCUCAUUGAAUACUGGAAUGGACUGGAUCACUGAGACAGCUGGAAACGGAAACAAGAACUUGUUAGAAGAAAGGGAGAUACAGAGCUUUCCGGCCCCCAGCCCUCAAAGUUUCAGUUCCGAGUUUUUUGAAAAUGCUUCAUCUUCCCUUCUUACAGAGAGCUCUUAGUUUUCCUAGGAUUUAAGCCUCCAAGCUGUCAUGAAAAAGAGAUGAAUGAGAGCCAGUCAUCUGAUCGCAUAGGGCUUCAGUUUCCUAUUCCAUAAAAUGGAGAGAAUGAUUCCUACCUGACUCACUCACUAGGUGUUUGUGAGAAUAAAAUGAGGUUAUCAAUAUGAACCUGCUUUGGAAAAUUAAAAAUACAAUAUAAAUGGGAAGCAUACAGUACAUGACCACCUAGCUCCCAAAACUUAUAUACACAAUGAGCUACUUCCCUGGACACCAGGAGUAUUAUGGAAAGAAGCUACUAGAAAGAAAUUCUGGAAAAGUCCAACAUUUACAGACCUAGGCUAGCAAAGGAAGAACAAGCCGAAGCUAAGCUAUAAAAUGUAGAGUUCCUAAAAGUACCUUCUGCUAAACACCCCAGAGGAUAUAUGGGAAUCCACACAGAGUAUCGAAGCCACGUGAGUACCUUCCAAUCCAUGUCAAUGCAAGUCAGCAUGUAGAAGGGGUACCU